Messenger RNA from Fonsecaea multimorphosa CBS 102226, 1665 nucleotides. RefSeq lists its product as uncharacterized. Gene Ontology annotation, biological process: amino acid biosynthetic process. Lineage: Eukaryota; Fungi; Ascomycota; Eurotiomycetes; Chaetothyriales; Herpotrichiellaceae. Gene Ontology annotation, molecular function: aspartate kinase activity. Bases 1 to 1665 code for a protein of 554 amino acids. The transcript has a single exon. The record is from RefSeq and is a predicted model, not a curated record.
AUGAUUGCACGAACAGAGGAAUACCGACCAUGGCUCGUCCAGAAAUACGGCGGUACCAGUGUUGGCAAGCUGUUGAGCACGAUUACCCAAUCCAUCAUUCCACAGUACCUGAAAGAGUACAACGUCGCAGUUGUCUGCUCGGCGCGGUCCAGUGCAAGCAAAUCAGCCGGCACAACGAAUCUCCUCCUGAGGGCCUUGGCUUGCGCCGUGUCGGAUGAGGCCCGAGGAGUUGAUUUCGACCAAGUCAUUGAUAUGAUCCAAAACGAACAUCUUUCGGUCGCAGCAUCGCUCCCCCACGACGCCGCUGCACUCCAACAAUCCGCCUCGAACAUCAUCCAGAAUUUACGGCAGAGCAUUAUCGACGAAUGUGACGCCUUGAGAAGAUUCUUACGCGCGACGCGUGUCAUUGGUGAAGCUUCCGACAGAACCCAAGAUCGGGUGCUUGGUGUGGGAGAAAAGCUGUCCUGCCUGGUGGUCGUGGCCGCGUUGUCGCUCGGGGGAGUCGAAGCAGAGAUGGUGAACCUGGAGAGCAUUGUCCAAACGGCGGACAAGCGCUCGACGCGCGAACAGCAGGCAGCCUACAAACAAAACCCGAUUCUUUUCCUCCAGGGGCUUGGAGACGCGGUCAGAGACGCCAUCCUCCAGUGCUCCGCCGUGGGCAAAGUCCCCGUCGUGACUGGGUUUUUUGGCUCAAUGCCACAUUCGCUGCUGCACACCGUGGGGCGAGGAUAUUCAGAUCUUUGCGCCGCGCUGUGUGCCGUCUCGUUGGGUGCCGAAGAACUCCAAAUAUGGAAGGAGGUCGCUGGGAUCUUCACCGCCGACCCGACCAAAGUCUCGACAGCCCGGGUUCUGCCCAUGAUCACGCUGGAGGAGGCGGUUGAGUUGACAUACUAUGGCAGCGAGGUGAUCCACCCUCUGACCAUGUCGCUGCUGAACAAGGAGGACAUCAACCUUCGCCUGAAGAACGUCAAGGAUCCCGCUGGCGCCGGCACGGUGGUCUACUCGACAACGUCGCCCAGCGCGAGUGGACUGCAAACACCGAGUUCCACAGCGAUAGAUAUCAGCCGGUCCUUGUUCAUGACUUCGAAUGGGUACUACGGCAAAGACCAGGCGAAGCGAGUCCCCACAGCCAUCACGACCAAGGAUUCAAUCACGCUCGUCAACAUCACCUCGAACGGCAAGCUGCCUCCGCAGGCAUUCCUCGGCCAAAUCAGCGACAUCCUGGGCCAGCACCAGCUCUCCGUCGACCUGGCAAGCAGCAGCCGUCAGUCGCUCAGCCUGGCGGUGUCGGCCUAUGGUGGAUUGGUGAACGUCUCCGAGGCCAUUGACGAAGCCCUGCCGGAGCUCGAAGAGUUCGGCUCGACGAGCAUCGUGCCGAAAAUGUCAAUCAUCUCGGUGGUGGGCCAUAAAAUGAAGAACAUGGUCGGCAUUGCCGCCGAGAUAUUUUCCGCGCUGGCCAGCGCUCGCAUCAACAUCCGGCUGAUCUCCCAGGGAGCCAGCGAGAUCAACAUCUCGUUCGUGGUGAGGACGCAGGACGCCCUGUUGGCCAUGGAGGUCAUCCAUUCUCAGGUCAUGCAGAUUCCUGGGCAUGUGGAGCGCGAGGUUUCUAUGAUAACAGGUAAGAUAUAUCCAUCAUCAUGCUCUCUCCAAAUGCAAGCAUACUGA